GAAUUGGUGGCCAUAUCACCGGAAAGACGUAAUUGGCGCGGCAUAUUUAUUGCCCUGCUAGUAAUAGCGGCUGUCUUCAGUUUAAUUAUAUUUUCAAUAUUUUUACUAUCACCAGAGGAUGAAGCUUUACGCUUACGUGGCGUCAGAUUAACAUUAAGUGAUAUUUUAAGUAAACGCUUACAAUGGAAACCAUUUAAUGGUACAUGGCAUAGUGACAAUGAAUUAGUUUUUCGAGAUCCCACUGGUGGUCUGUCUAUAUUAAACUUAGAUAACUAUACAACGCGUGUUUUAAUGACCAACUCAUCAUUUAGGCAAUUGAAUGCUGAAUCAUUUCUAGUAGCACCAGAUCUUAAAUAUGUUCUACUGCAACACGACAGCAGUGCGGAGGGAUCAAGGCAUCAUGUCUUUGAAGUGCAAUCGGAAAAUGUUUUUCCCUUGGGACCAACUGAAAAUAUUGCCGAAGCACCGCGUUUGCAAUAUGUUUUAUGGGCACCAUAUAAUCCAAUAGCUACUCCCAGCAAUGGCAACAAUGGCGGUGGUUAUAGUAAUGGUAUUGAUAGCAACAACAACAAUUUACCAUCUUCUACAACACCAUCGGCAGCGACUGCAACUGUUACAGCAGCAGGAGCAUCAGCAACAACAAUUUCACCCACACCCACAAAUAGUAUUCUCCUCAGUAGUUUAGCCAAUGGUGUAAAUGUGGCAGCAAAUUUAGUUAAACCACCGCCACCCAUACAACUGCAGCAACAACAACAAAACCCCCAACAAUUAUUGCAAAAUAAUCGAGUACUGGCCCAAAAUCAGGCAAUAGCUUUCGUACAUGAGAAUGAUAUCUACUACAAGCCGAAGGUGCAGGGUGAGCUGGUGUGUCGUAUUACAAUGACGGGACAACCUGGUGUGGUGUACAACGGCAUACCGGAUUGGACAUAUGAAAAUAUACCCGAAUUGGAUAGUCGUGGCAGCAGUAUGGCCUUCUCGCCGGAUGCCAUGUAUUUGGCCUUUUUAACCUUUAACGAUAGUGAAGUUAGUGAAUACAAAUACACAUGGAUGGGUGAUGAUCUCAAAUAUCCAGCCGUUCUAACACAACGCUAUCCCAAGGCUGGUACCAAAAAUCCCAACAUAACUGUCAAUGUAGUGAAUCUUUCCGUCCUUAAGUACAUCUUCCCCACACAAAUUAAACUUCCGGCUGAAUUGAAUAAUGGCAGCUAUAUUGGCGGUCUCACCUGGGCCUCACCAAUUGAUCUGUCGGUAAUUGUUACAAAUCGUGCCCAGACGAAAGCGACCACAGUAAUUUGUCGCGCUCCCGAUUUCCAUUGUAACAUUGCCAAUACCGAGGUGACCGUCAACGAUGGUUGGGUGCUGCCAAACGAAAAACCAAUAUUCGCCAAAAAGCACAACAGGCUUCUCAAGUCGCUGGCCGGCAAUCAGACACUGGGCAACGAAAACUUCCAAAAUAUCACAAAUGGUCAAACGACCUACGAAAUCACCAACGGUGGUUAUCUGCUGAAACGUCUUCCGGUGCGCGAUGGCGAACAUGGGCAUUUUAGGCACGUGGUAUUCACCUCAUCGCUGGACAAGCGUACCGUACCGCUCACAAUGGGUCGUUUCGAAGUAACCGAACUUGUCGGUUGGGAUGAGGACAACGAAAUUGUCUACUUUAUGGCUGCUCCUGAGAAGCGUCCCGGUGAACGGCACCUCUACAAGAUCAGCCUUAAGUUGAAUGUGACGAAAACCAAUCGGACGUAUAUUACCUCAUCACAACCCACAUGUCUGACCUGUGACAAUACCCCCUCCACCUUUAAGCUGCGAAAUGGGCGACCCGCCAUGGAACCAGAAGAUGUGGACGAAGAUGAGGCGGACUUGGUCUAUGUUAUACCCAAAAAUUGUCUCUAUAACAAGGUGUAUUUCAGUAAAGAUUUCUCGUACUAUGUCCAGGAGUGUUUGGGACCAGAAUCGCCUAGUGUUUAUCUGGUGGAGACACAAACGAAUUUAAAGACUCUGGUGCUAAAUGCCGGCGAUAGUUUACGGAAUCGUUUAAUGCAAUAUGCAUUGCCACAGAUACGAACAUUUAAUGUGGAAAUACGUCAUGGUUUCCAUGCUCAGGUGAAGUUGUUUUUACCACCCGGCAUGAAGGAGGAUGAGGAAGUGGCCUUUCCCCUGAUAUUGCAAAUCGAUGCCUCACCCGGUUCCCAGCUGGUUAGUGAACGUUUCCAAGUCACCUGGAAUUGGUAUUUGAGCAGUCAACGUUCCUUUUUGGUGGCACAAAUUGAUGGACGCGGCAGCGGCUAUCAGGGUGAACUUUUGCGUACACAAGUUCAUGGCAAAUUGGGUACCGUUGAGGUGGAGGAUCAAUUGGCGGUCUUAACAUAUUUACGUGAUAAUUUAAAAUUCAUUGAUCCCUCACGUAUCUGUGCUUACGGCUGGGGCUAUGGUGGCUAUGCAACUGCAAUGACACUCAUCGACGAUUCACAGCAAGUGUUACAGUGUGGUGUGGCCGUGAAUCCUAUAUCAUCAUUUGCCUAUCAUUAUUCAUUCUUUACGGAACGUUAUAUACCGCUGAAGGGUGAUUACUUACGUGCUCUGCAAGAGGCCGAUUUAACAAUGAAAGCUGGUAACAUCAAGGGCAGAAAUCUUAUGCUAAUACAUGGUACAGCUGAUACUUUAGUACAUCAGGACCAUACGUUAAUGUUGGUCAAAGCUUUAGUGGAUCAAGAAGUUAAAUUUAGACAUCAGGUUUAUCCUGAUGAGGAUCAUUUAAUGUUAAAAUCUAUAUCUCAUGUCUACCAAACCAUGGAAUGGUAUUUUGAAGAGUGUUUUGGUCCCAAUGAGGAUGGCGAAUGGGAUCCAACUGGACUGUUUGUGUUCAAACAAUAAUUGUUAAUGUUAGAAACCAUUUAAAUUUUUUUGUAACAAUUACAAUUUUAGUAAUUAAUAAUAAUUAGAACAUUUUAAUUGAUUUUUAUAUU
Messenger RNA from Musca vetustissima, 2966 nucleotides. Its product is annotated as inactive dipeptidyl peptidase 10. The annotation marks the transcript as partial. The transcript is spliced from 11 exons. The record is from RefSeq and is a predicted model, not a curated record. Gene Ontology annotation, molecular function: dipeptidyl-peptidase activity; serine-type peptidase activity. Gene Ontology annotation, biological process: proteolysis. NCBI's taxonomy places the organism in Eukaryota, Metazoa, Arthropoda, Insecta, Diptera, Muscidae.